This is a messenger RNA of Biomphalaria glabrata, 6860 nucleotides long. RefSeq names its product cilia- and flagella-associated protein 44-like. Gene Ontology annotation, molecular function: protein binding. Bases 126 to 6182 code for a protein of 2018 amino acids. The transcript is spliced from 5 exons. Lineage: Eukaryota; Metazoa; Mollusca; Gastropoda; Planorbidae. The record is from RefSeq and is a predicted model, not a curated record.
AGUGAAUACAUAAUUCUAUCAAAUAUUCUAAGGUUAGAUUACAUUCGCAAAGGUUCAGGCAAAUAGUCGGAUAUCUUUUUAUCGUUUUAAGUCAUUUCUUGGUUCAGAUAUCUAAAUACAGAGAAAUGGAUGACGAGGAAACAGAUGAGAAAGAGAAAAAUACCCAUGGAAGUGAAGAAGAGAAGGUCGAAGAAGUGCUGGAAAGAGAAGAGAAAGUAGACAAAGAUAAAGACGAAGAGAAUAAGGGAAAAAAGAAGAAAAAUGUGGAAGAAGAAAAAGUUAUUAGUGAGAAAGAUUUGACCUUUGCUGGUACUGAAUCAACGAGCCAAGAUCUUUUCGCUAUGGGUAUUUCUAUACGCAAAGAUCUUGUGGAAAGCGUGGAAGCUUUGGAUCAGAUGGACAAUGAAAGGGUCUCUGGUGAGGAAUACAGAGCAAGCACUGAGCAACUCAGCGUCCGAAGAGAUUCGAGGAAGAAAUCAUCACAAAAAGACGUUUCAACGGAUGAACUGUUGAAAACUCCCACUCGAGCCAUGUCCAUUGUCUCCAGAGAGUCACUGACUGACGAGAGGGAAGACGAGGAUGUUCCUGAUGCAAUUCAAUACGAGUGGGAGUCCGAACUAGAAGAGUACGACGAGCCAGACAUUUACCCUUCCGAGAAAGACUACCAGUGGGUGGAGGAGUUGAUAGAAGAUUUAGAGGAUGAAGUGCCUCCUCUCGAAAAGGGUGAAAGGAAAUCUGUUACCAUAGUGCUUUCAGAUAUCCAGGAGGAGGAUCAGAAGCAGGAGCCAGAGGCUGUCGCUACAGAACAGACUCAAGAGAAGAAACAGGAAGAGCCCACUUCAGAGGCACCAGCAGCAGCUGUUUCUACAGAGCCAAAGGACGACACUGAAGAAACCUUUGAAGAAGCACGAGCGGAACCAGAUCAAGAACCAGAGCUAGAACCGGAACCGCCUAAGAAAAAGUACAAGAAAAUUUUGGUAAAGAAAUUAAUCGAGAGACCACCAAAGAUCCACUACGACCCUUUCGUAGAAAGACAAAGUUUUACAACCAACGAUCCUUCUUUUUACACGUUCCCACCGCUUUAUUUGGUACAUUCAUUUGGCUACGACAGCCAGCGAAUGGCGAAUCUACAUGUUCUGGAUGAGAAAACUCUGGUUUACAUGUCGGGAUUCGUCCUAACAUUUCUAUGCCACGAAACCAUGGAGAAAACAUAUCUAAAAUGUCUGGGAGGUUCCUGCUUUGGUGCUCUAGCCAUUCACCCGAGUAGAAAACUUUUCGCUGCAGCUGAAAAAGGAAAAUAUCCACUUAUUGGGAUCUGGUCAUGGCCGAAGCUUCAACUGUUUAGGCAGCUGAAAGAAGGCACCGACAAAGUGUAUGCGUCUGUCAACUUUAGUCCCAACGGAAGACUUUUGGCUUCCCAAGGAGGCUCGCCCGACUAUUUGAUUACGGUGUGGAACUGGUUGGCUGAAACUCCGGUUCUUAGAGUGAAAUCGCAUGCUCAAGACGUCUAUAGAGUGACAUUUUCAAAAGAACUUGCUGGAAGGCUGACAACUUCCGGAUUGUGUCACAUUAAGUUUUGGAAAAUGGCAGACACAUUCACAGGAUUGAAAUUAAAAGGUGACCUUGGUCGAUUUGGAAGGUCAGAGCUCUCUGAUAUUGAAGGCUAUGUCGAGAUGCCUGACGGUAAGGUUCUCAGCGGUACUGAAUGGGGAAAUUUGCUUGUUUGGGAAAAUGGUUUAAUAAUCGCCGAGCUCUGCACAAGAAUCGACAUCCCCUGCCAUUUCGGAAUUAUUCGUCAAGUGCUUCUCUCCGAUGGAGAGUUUUAUACCACGGGGCAAGAUGGAUGGGUUAAAACAUGGAACUUUGAUGCAGUGGACACGGCUGAAAUCAAUACUUCGGAGGAGAGCAUCAAAGUCCCUAUUAAAGUGAUGGCGCAGGUUCAAAUAGCAGAGGGAGCGGACAUUUGGUCUAUAGUUCCUAACAUACCAAAUCCUGACACUAAUUCCGUAUUUUGGUUUGCCCAAGACGGCAAUGGGGCUAUAUGGAAAGUGGAUCUAUCCUUUUUAAACACCGCUAAAGAGCCAGACAUUAUUUUCAGUGCUCAUGGCGGGCCUAUUGUAGGCUGUCAGAUUUCCGAUACUGAUACUCUCUUUGCUACUUUGGGUCAAGAUGGGCACAUUAAAGUUUACAAUUUUAUAACCAACGAGCUAGUGGCUAAAAGGCAUUUCUCAUCGGCCGGUUCAUGUCUUCUAUGGCCUCCUCUUGGUUUAGAUGAUCACGGAGCAACAAUAAUAGCAGGAUUUGCGGAUGGUACAUUCCGUGUACUAAAUUUGUCUGGUAUACCCAACAAAGGAUGUAGGUUGCAACUAAUUCUACAGCAUGUCAAAAAACCGCAUUCUAGACCCAUCACAACUAUGUCGCUGGAUCGGGAGGCCAGGUACUUUGUGACGGGCAGUAGAGAUGGGACCAUUUUUUUCUUCGACGCCGAGCACGACUUUACACCGAUGGUAUUUAUAGCUCUUCCAGACUACAAGGAGGUGCAAAUUGUUCGAUGGUGCAUACCGAGUCCUGACUCGAAAGAGAGAAAAGUAUUGGUCGUCUUUGAAGGUGGGUUGAUUAAAGAAAUGAUCAUGCCACAAUGGGAUGAGGUACACAAUGAGAAUACUUAUCAUCACAUUGAAAACGUCAUUGAAAAGCAGUACUAUUUCAAAAGCAUCAAGUCCCAACUACGGCAUAACGAAGAACUUGAGAGAGAGCGUGUGGCUGAGGAAGCCAGACAGGCUGCUCUAGAAGACGAGAAUCGCAAGAGAAUUGACGAGGGCAUGGAGACGCAAUCAGAACAAGAUCUUCGGUUGCUGCAGGAAGCAGAAGAGUUUGAAAGACUAAGGCUAGAAGAGAAACCUAAGCCAGUUUGGGUGCCCUAUAUUCCCCCUAAGCCAAGUGACAUUUUAUGCAUUAUGCCUGGUUUGCGAGACGAAGAACUAUUUUUGUCCAUGGGUCAGUACGACGCUGGCUACAUUUAUCACAUCAAGUUGUCCGGAGAUAAGAACGAAGAACCAGAGGAACCCAUUUCGGCAAUAUCAGUUGAAGACUCAGAUGAUGUUCCAAUUACAGCUUACGCCAUGUCGAACGAUGGGGAUCAGAUUAUAUUUGGAUUCCAAGACGGGAGGAUAAGAAUACAGAAAUUUUUGUAUUCAUACGACUUGGAAAACUUUGGACCUCAAUGGACCCAAGGAGUACAUGACUGCGUGAGAGGGGCCAUCACAGCGAUCGCCUUGGACAAAUUUGGAGUUUUUAUGGUUUCGUGUGGUAGAGACGGAAACUGUUUCUUGCACAGCUUUCUGGGAAGUGUCCAGCUAGAAGAGUACAAAAAACAAGCGGAUCACAAGGAUUAUCCACUUAUUGCGGAAUCGACAAACAUCCAGGAUAUCAUAGAUCCGCAUGCAUACACCUUAGAGAUGUACAAAAACUUGGAGAAAGAGAUGGCUCUCCUUGCAGCGGCCAAGAAGAACAAAGCAGCGAAGAAAGAAGAAAUUAUGCGACUUCGCCACUGGUACUGUGACAUUCUAAGGCAAAAUUUGGAGUUACCCGAAGAGAACCGUCUGACUAAAGUCGAGCUGGCGAUAACGUCAGAUAAUCAAGUUCGCCGUGAAGAAGAAAUCACAGCCGCGCUCAAGCAACUUAACAUAGAAAUGGCAUGGUCAUCGGAAAAAAGUAAAAUUGCUCUAGAGAAGAUGAUGAGCGCCUAUAAGGACACGCUAGAUGGCGAGCUAUUUAUGCUAAAAGCGUUUAGGUCUAACAUUACAGUCACUUCUUUCCGGUUGCCUAAAAUACCGCCUUUUUUCCAGGAUGCCAAAGAUAGGGUGGAGCAUCAGCGAACUCCUCAUGCCGUUGAAUCCGACAUCAUGGACGACGAUCUGUCUUCAAGAACUAGCACGGUGAUGCACAUGGAGCCCAAACCAGUAAGGAAAGCGGGUUUGGAUAAAUUUAUUUACCAAAGAAUGGUGCGACUCUGGGAGAGAAAACAGAAAAAGGCCCACCGCCAGCAAGUGUGGAGAGACUUCCUGGCUACCGAGCCCAAAGGAAAAGAGCUUCGCGAAGAAGACAAAGCAAUAGAAAAAGCCCUAGCAAAUAUGGGCGACAUGAAGCUCAAAAUGUCUCCGGAUUACAAAGUACCGGAAGAGAAAAAACUGACUGAGCACAGAGCUCGCAAAAAGCUGGUCUUUCUGGAGGAGAUUAUCUACAAUAUGAAGAAAAACUUUAACAAUCACAUGCUUACGCUUAGAGAAUCGAAAAUUGAACACAUUAAAAGAAUGAAUGAGUUUAAGAGAAUCAUUCAGGAGAAGCAGUCUCUUUUGUCUGAUGGAGAAAUUAUUCAGCUUCCCCAUAUUGAUCAGAUGACUUUAGCUGAAAACCCCCACUCCUAUUUGGAGUACACUAAGGAAGACAUAAGAAACUAUCAGAAGCAGAUCGAGGAAAAAAUGAAAGUAGCAGCCACGCAGGUAACCAUCAAGUCGACCAAAAAAGUCGAAACCACGGGCAAGAGAAAACCGACUGGAGCGUCGGGCUUAUACCGAAGGGUAUCAAGCACCUCCAAAGUUUUGGCUCCAAGCGAAGUCGUGGAGGCCAAAGAAGACUCCUUGGAUCUCGGUAAUUAUGUAGAAGACAUUCCGCACGAACCUACUCUUUUAGAGAUUCACAUCGCGAAAAUAAAUCUGAUUAAUGCGAGGUACUAUCAGCAUUACUACUCUCAACGCAUUGAGGAGGAAAAAAUUGAUUUCGACGUCAAGUUAAAAAUGCUGAGGCAUAAAAAGAUGAAGUUGGAUUUCCUGCUGAAAAUCGCUGACGAGAGAAUGGUGCUUUUGACUGAUGAGUUUAUCUUGGCACAAAGAAGCGAGGCCAUGGAGGCUUCUAUCGAGAACAAGAUUGUAGAAGCCAACAAAGAGAAGAAAGAGUGCACCAGUCAGCUCAAAGUUUAUACUAAAAAGUCCGAAGGUAUUAAGAAAGACUUGGAGACGUACGCGAAGAUGAGAGCAGGUCUUCUGAAUGACGUCUUGAAUGUAGCUAGUAAAGUGCCCGGAUUCGAAAAGUAUUUAAUUCGCGUCUUCAACAAAAAGGUCGCCAAACCCAAGCCGAAGCCUUUGGAGUUGGCGUCCAGCACGUCGAUAGUUGAAAGCGACGAAGACAGCGAGUCCAGCAGCGACAUGGACAUCGAAGACGACGAGGAGGACGACGACGGCCUUGACAUUGACCUCCCACCCCCGGAGCUGAACAAGGAGGCGUACGAUCAGGUUCUGGAGAUACGACAGAAACGUUUCGUCAUUGACGAGGCAGAGUCCGCCCUGAAGGAAACCUUUGACGAUGUGAACAGUAACAUCAACCAGCUGAAGAACAAAAUGAAAGACGCAGAUAAAAACUUAGAAUCAGGGAGGAAAGACCUGGAAGCCUUCAUUAAAGAGAAGCAGCAGAGGCAGAACAACCUGGAUUGCGCUGUCUCCUUGAAGCUCCAUCAGAUCUUCAUUCUAGACUCUGACAUGAGAGAUGCUCUGGUCACCGGUUUGGACACGAUUCAGCAACUCAGAAACCGCAUACCCGAGCUACGGAAAGAGACUGUCUUGCAGAAACGUAAAGGGAAAGAAAUAAAAAAGCAGCAUUUUCUUCUACAGCGUGAAAAACAAAAAUUUGCAGAAAGAUUGGAAGAAAUGAAGAAGCGUUGUGAUCUAGAGAUGAAGAAAAAGUUUGGAGUUGUCAGAAACAUCGAAGAACUUGAGAACUACUCCAUUGACCCGGAAAUACUGGCACUUCGUCACGAGCUUGGCGUUCUUGUGAAGGAACAUGGCGUCUCUCUGGCCAGGUUGGAAGUCUGCCACAGACAGUGUCUCACAGAGCGGGUGAAGACACUGCAAAGACAUGCCGUGAGUAUGUACGGAAAGGCGGACAUGGUCUUCCAAGUGAACGAAAUGACCAAGGACAUGUACGAGCAGAUGAGUCACCUGCCGUCAGAGUACGAGGACUUAACCACACGUAGGGAGAUAGCUUUUCUGAAGGCGAUUGUACUUGAUCAAACUAAAGUGAUCCGAUCAUUGAAAGAAGAGAUUGCCCAGUUUACUACCAGGUUCAGAGAGCCACUUCCGCCCAUCAGAAACGAAGACAUUCCAACGAUCAGAAUUCCACGAAUGUAACCAACGAACAGAAUACCACGAAUGUAACCAACGAACAUGAUUGGCCGUGGGGUUACUGCAACCUUCUGGUCCAUUGAAUACAAAAGUUGUGGAAGUAUUGUUCUGUGGUUAUGGUGACAAAUAUAGUGUCAGUAUUUACGUAACGUUUGAACAAAAACAACUUCUAGUUGAACACCUGUAGGACACGUAAGGAUACACUGGAAUAUAAGGUCAGGGGUCAUGAUAUAUAUUGUUUUGGCUGACGGUAAGAAAAAAUUAUUAAUGAGAUUAUAAGUUGGUGAAAUUAUUUUUUUAAAAUAAAUUUGGAUCUUUUUCAGUGUAUUUAAUUGAUAUGCAAUAUUUAGAGACGGCGUUACUUUAAUGAUAAUUUGUAGCCAUUGACCAUUACUUCCGUACAGAAUUAUUGCUUGUUAAAGUUAAAAAUCACAUUUAAAUUGGAACGCAUGUCAAUGUUACUAAUUCAAAACUUGAAAGAAAGAACUCAUAAAAACACACGUCUCUCUCAACAAUUAGAAGAGCUGUUCAAAACAACACACAAAUAUAGGAUACAGAACUUUGAGGAAACAAUAUCUUAACAAAGACUUUUGAUUUAAACUAGUUGCAUGGCUAGAGCCUGCAAUAGUCAAAUGAAUGAUUCAAAGUUAUUAAACUAAUGUUAUACCAAAUCCGAUGCAUUGU